Prosopis cineraria is the source of this 3013-nucleotide messenger RNA. RefSeq lists its product as uncharacterized. NCBI's taxonomy places the organism in Eukaryota, Viridiplantae, Streptophyta, Magnoliopsida, Fabales, Fabaceae. The transcript is spliced from 15 exons. The record is from RefSeq and is a predicted model, not a curated record. The coding region runs from base 74 to 2644 and encodes 856 amino acids. Gene Ontology annotation, cellular component: nucleus. Gene Ontology annotation, molecular function: protein serine/threonine kinase activity; ATP binding. Gene Ontology annotation, biological process: mitotic DNA damage checkpoint signaling; protein phosphorylation.
CCUAUCCUUCUUCCAUCUCUGCGAAAGACCUUCGCUCAUUCUUUCUCAUUCAUUGUCGGUUUCAAGCAAUCCGAUGGGAUCUCUCAUCGCCGCCCCACUUCUCGAUGCUUCGACCUCCACUGAGUCCGAAAUCGCCUGGCACUUGGCGUCUCUUCUUCUAUCCCUCGGUCACCCAGCUCAUCCCGCCGACCUUGCUUCUCGAUGCAAUUUAGUCACUGCUUCCCCUGAGCUAGUUGAGUUCCUAUGCUCGAUCCCCGAAUCUCCCAUUUUGUUGACCUCCGAUUUCCAUGUCACUCUCUCUGCUGUUGCUAUAGUCGCUGUUGGACGCUUUAUCUCCGUAACCGAUUUUUUUGGUAGUUCUUUUAUACCUAGGUUUGGAAUCAGAGUUUCCUCAACGGACGGUUGGGGAAAUAGCUGUAGAAAACGGAAACGAAGGUUUAUUUUAGAGUCUGAUUUUCUUCCCGUGGCAAAAAGAGGGAUAACUUGUCAUUCUCAACAUGUAGAUGAGUUGGAUCAAAUGAAGAUGCUCAGUCCGAAGAGAAUCUGCGAUGAUUCUUCUCGGAUUAUUCUUCAGUCAAAUGGCGCUAUAAGCAUUGACUUACUCGAAAGUUCAGAUCCGUGCAAGGUAAUUGAAAUGAAGGAGACUUUCGAAAGCAGGACAAGUGUCAAUGGCGCAUUUAAAGAUCUUGAAUCUACCAACAUGCCUCCGUUGGUGGAUGACACAAUUAAUUGCAAUGAAGUAGGUCCAAACGUUAGAAUAGGUGAUAGCAAAAUAUCCUUGGAAUGUCAGCAGACGUCGUGGUUAAUGAGUUCCGGUGGCGCAAAGCCUCUUGGAAACAUGAUACAGCCAUCAAAUACCACUUGUUCAGAAAUGCCGCUCAAAGGUGAAGCUGGAAGGAUUCCUAAUGAAAAUCGUGAUGAAGUUAACUAUUUCAAUGAAAAGUCAAUGGCUGCAGAUGUGAAAAAUAUGGACUUAUCUGCGGAUCCCCUUUCUUUACGCAAGUUUUCUCAAUCCUCUUUGAAGACGAAUGCCAUGCCCAGCGAUGCAACUGUUCCUAAUCUGCAAGACGGGUCCAAAACUUCACAAAAUGAAGAGAAACGGGACUUUUGUAGAGGUCAGGCAUCAUUGGGCAAGGGACAGAAAAAGAAUUGCAGUGCCAUGCAUGUCAAGGAAAAAAGGGGAACUUCACACUCAACGUCUCCUGAGGAUAAAAAGGAGCGUAAAGAGCUUCCAACAUUUGAAUCGUACAUUGUAGAAGAGGAAGAAGGCUCAGGUGCUUAUGGCGUUGUCUACAAGGCAAGGAGGAAGAGUGAUGGAGCCACGGUUGCCAUUAAAUGUCCUCAUGCUAAAGCUCACGGGCAAUAUGUUACUAACGAGCUGAAAGUGCUCGAACGAUUUGGGGGGAAAAACUUUAUAAUUAAAUAUGAAGGCAGCUUCAAGAAUGGAAAUACUGAUUGCUUUGUUCUAGAACAUAUCGAGCACGACAGGCCUGAGGUGUUAAGGAAAGAAAUCGAUAUUGUUCAACUCCGAUGGUAUGGUUACUGCAUGUUCAGGGCUCUAGCAACUCUCCACAAGCGGGGAGUAAUCCACAGAGAUGUUAAACCUGGCAACUUCCUUUUCUCCCGUAAGCUUAACAAAGGGUAUCUGAUUGAUUUCAAUCUUGCCAAGGAUCUGCAUCAGAAGCCAGGGAAUAUCACUUCAACCAAAGGCAGAAAGUUCUCCAAUGUCAAUUUUUUGGAAGCUACCAAUCAGCAGACAACUAACGCCUCCAAGUCGAUCUUAGAUCCUAGGGAGAACAGAAGAAAGAGUGUAGUGCAACCAAAGACAAAAAAUGACAGAGGUAGUGGGCAGCUAAUGAAAAGUCAAGGUGCGGACGGCUCAGGAGUGACUUCAGCAAAGGAUGUGACUAGCACAAGAACAUCACUUGAAAAGAGACUGAGUCUGGUAAAACCAAGGAGGAAAGAGUUGAUUAGCAUUUUGCAAGAAACACUGUUAGGUCCAAAUCAAGAACCAUCAAACACUCCUAUGAGAAAGCGAGUUCCUGCUCCUCGUAGUAAGAUGGUGGGCGAGCACAUCUACGUCUCUCCCAUGCCAUUGAACUCGAUCGGCAAUGAUGUCACUGGUGCCGGAUUUCUGCGGAGUAAAGGGAAUGGAAAGCAGAUAAGAGAAGGUUCUUGUGUCGGGACAAAAGGCUUUCGGGCUCCAGAGGUAUUGUUCAGGUCUCCACAUCAAGGUCCUAAGCUUGACAUCUGGUCUGCCGGUGUAUCCUUGCUCUAUCUCGUAAUUGGGAAGACUGCUUUCACUGGUGAUCCUGAACAGAACAUAAAGGAUAUAGCUAAAUUGAGAGGCAGUGAGGAUCUAUGGGAGGUUGCUAAGCUACACAACCGGGAAUCCUCAUUCCCUGCGGACUUGUACGAUAAACAAAGUUUGCCAUCUUUGCGACUUCGAGAUUGGUGCUCAAUGAACACAAAGAGACCAGAGUUCCUAGAAGUCAUUCCCGGUUCACUUUUUGAUCUUUUAGACAAGUGCUUGAUGGUGAACCCUAGACUGAGAAUCGGUGCAGAGGAAGCUCUUCAGCAUGAGUUUUUUGCUCCAUGCCAUGAGAGCCUGAGGAAGGAGAGGCAAUGCAAGAAGGAAUUCUAGAGUUGAUCCGGCGUAUUUUCUGUCACAAUUCAUUACUCACUAACAGAGUUCAUAUUUCCGAUUAGCAGUUUGUAAUUUUGUGUACAAAAAAAUGUCAACAACGUCCCUAGGCUUGUUUUGUUGGAGGGAUUAAGGGGGGUAGAAGUCUCUCCCCUCUUGCCUAAUUAAAACAAAAUGAAGGGGAGGGGUGGACAAAAUUUCAUCUCCACCCUUGAAAGGUAAAGGGGAUUUAGAGAAGUAAUUAAAAUCAGAUCCAUUGCUCUCUCCAUUUCAUGAAAUUUCUUCCCGCUACUCUUCCAUUUCAUUGAACCAAAACACUACAGAAGAAGCUAGAUGUGUAAAUAUUAUCUUGUCUUUGCUCUGAGCUGA